GGCACUUCUGGAGCCGAUCGCGCGUUUCUGGCGGACGGCAGUCGAGCCGGCCCCGGGCUGAGGAGGUCGUAAGGCCGUCCCAGCCCUCCUCGGAGCGGAGGCGGCUCCCGCGAGCGCGCGCCUAAAAGGCACCCAGACGCGCUUUGGUCGCGGAACGAGGCGCACGGCGGCGGAGCAUGCUGGCUCGCAAAAGUAUCAUCCCGGAGGAGUUCGGCCUUCCGGGGCUGGUGUCGCGCACGCCCCGCAAGCCGGUCUUCCGCGACCGGGUGAACAAGGCGCGCUUCAUCGCCAAGAACGGUUCGUGCAACCUGGCGCACAAGAACAUCCGCGAGCAGGGCCGCUUCCUGCAGGACGUCUUCACCACGCUGGUGGACCUCAAGUGGCGCUUCACGCUCGUCAUCUUCACCACCACCUUCGUCAGCAGCUGGCUGCUCUUCGCCAUGAGCUGGUGGCUGGUGGCCUUCGCGCACGGCGACCUGGACCCGCUGCGCCGCGACGGCCCGCACUGCGUCACCGCGGUCAAGUCGUUCACGUCGGCCUUCCUGUUCUCCAUCGAAGUGCAGGUGACCAUCGGUUUCGGCGGCCGCAUGAUCACCGAGCAGUGUCCCGCCGCCAUCACCGUGUUGAUCCUGCAGAACAUCGCGGGCCUCAUCAUUAACGCCGUCAUGCUGGGUUGCAUCUUUAUGAAGACGGCGCAGUCGAACCGGCGCGCCGAGACGCUCAUUUUCAGCCGCCACGCCGUCAUCGCCGUGCGCAACAACCGCCUGUGCUUCAUGAUCCGCAUCGGAGACCUGCGGAAGAGCAUGAUCAUCGGCGCCACCGUCAGGCUGCAGGUGGUGAGGAAGACGAGCACGCCCGAGGGCGAGGUCAUCCCCAUCCACCAGAUCGACGUCCAGACCGAGAGUGCCGUGGCCAGCAACAGCCUCUUCCUGCUCGCCCCGCUCAUCAUCUGCCACGUCAUCGACAGGAACAGUCCGCUGUACGAGCUGUCGGCCAUGGAGCUGCAGUGCAGCGACCUGGAAGUGAUCGUCAUCCUGGAGGGCGUCGUGGAGACCACCGGCAUCACCACGCAAGCCCGGACCUCCUACGUCUCCGAGGAGAUCCAGUGGGGCCACCGCUUCGUCCCCAUCGUGACCGAGGAGGAGGGCGUCUACUCGGUGGACUACUCCAAGUUUGGCAACACAGUGCGGGUGGCCACGCCCCAUUGCAGCGCCCGCGAGCUGGACGAGAAGCCGUCCAUCUUGAUCCAGACGCUGCAGAAGAGCGAGCUGUCCCACCAGAAUUCUUUGAGGAAGCGGAACUCCAUGCGCCGCAACAACUCCGUGCGCAAGGGCGGCGGCGGCGGAAGCUUACGGAGAAACAACUCCGGCAUGGUCUCCAAGGUCCAGUUCUUCACGCCCGCCGAGGGCGGUCAGAGCGUGAACGCCGUCACCUGACGCGAGGCCUGCGCCCGGCUCCUUUGCCUCCUCCACGCCGGCGUGACCUCUGCCCCCGUUAGACUUCUUCUUUACCUUCUCCUAACAUUUCUCCAGCUAACGCCGGCGCCGCACCCGCAAGGCUGAGGCGAGGGGGUUGCUUCUGGUUGCCAUGGUUACCCUUCACUCAGCGCUGAUGCAGAAAAAAAAUCAUUUUUUCAGGAGAAAAUGCUGCCUUUGUAUUCAAAAUCUACACUUUUUGUAAGAAUCAGUUUUGUCCAUUUAAAAAAAAUAAUGGAAUAUUUCAACUUUCUGAGCAGGAAUGUGAAUAAAUUAAAUAAAGGGACACAAAUUAA
Molecule: messenger RNA, 1771 nt
Organism: Syngnathoides biaculeatus (alligator pipefish)
Lineage: Eukaryota; Metazoa; Chordata; Actinopteri; Syngnathiformes; Syngnathidae
Gene: kcnj8
Product: potassium inwardly rectifying channel subfamily J member 8
Exons: 6
Coding region: 177-1436 (419 amino acids)
Biological process (GO): regulation of monoatomic ion transmembrane transport; potassium ion import across plasma membrane
Cellular component (GO): plasma membrane
Molecular function (GO): ATP-activated inward rectifier potassium channel activity
Source: RefSeq, a predicted model, not a curated record